AGAAGUUGAUGCUUUCUUCCUCUGACUGGUUAACAUUUGAUUCAGAAUGAAACGUAAAUUAAGUCAAAAUUGUAUUUUUACACAUUAGGAAUUACGGAGGUUCAGUUAUUAUCCUAGUUUGUUGAAGGUUUAGUUAUCAUGUUACUUUUUCCAGUUUCUUUCACUUGUCUCCAUGCUCACAGAUCAGAGGGAGGAGUACAGCCCGAAGACAAUGGGCCAAUUUUGGUUCAUGCUUACAACAAAGGGACAGUACACCAUCAAUGGACACUCCCAUCACAAAAGGUGCACUGUACUCUCGGACUGGUGACGGUGAGGUUGAUGACGUUCAAGCAGAUGGACAUCAUUACAGUCAAAGAGAUUUGGAUUCUGCUCUGAGAACAGCCAGGGAGGAGAUUGUUGCUCAGGAAAGAGAAGCGGCUGACUGGAAAAGGAAAUACGAUGAAAGUAGGCAAGAGGUUGUUGAGAUGAGGCGAAUUGUUGCAGAGUAUGAGAAGACCAUAGCACAGAUGAUAGGCAAACCUGAGGAUGAUCACAGAGAAAAGUCCAUCUCACAUCAUAAUGUACAGCAGCUAAUAAUGGAAAAAGAUCAGGCCUUGUCUGAUCUGAACUCUGUGGAGAAAUCUCUCGCAGACCUCUUUAGGAGAUACGAGAAGAUGAAGGAGGUGUUGGAGGGGUUCCGAAAGAAUGAGGAAGUGUUGAAGAAAUGUGCCCAAGAGUAUCUUGCCCGGGUAAAGAAAGAAGAACAGCGAUACCAUGCUCUCAAAAUCCAUGCAGAGGAGAAGCUUGACAAGGCUAAUGCUGAGAUUGCUCAAGUACGCGCCAAGUCCAAAUCAGAACAGACAGCCUUUCAGGCCAGCUUGCGGAAAGAACAGAUGAAAGUCGAGUCACUGGAGAGAACUUUAGAACAAAAGAAUAAGGAAGUAGAAGAACUGACUAAAAUCUGUGAUGAACUGAUUGCCAAAAUGGGGAAGAGUUAAUGUUGCCUAUUUUUUUUUUUCAAAGUAGGGAAAAAAUACUGAGUGCAAUAAAGCCAGUGGUGCAGUAAUGUUGGCUGACCUAUGUUAACACUGGGGAUUUCACCACAUUUUCAAUGCACUAUAUCUCUUUCCACGGAGGACUGUUUAAUGUAUGUAGCAUACAACUGGCCCAUGGAAGUUUUCUUUUACUGUCUGCUGUAUUGUAGUAUGGCACACAACAAAUGUUAUGAGUUCCUGUAUCAGGGAGACUGGUUCUUUAAUGAUUAGAUGAGAUGCAUUAGAUAUUGAGAUUGAUUUUUUUUUGUUUAUUUCUUUUUAUGGGCCCCCCCAUGUAUUGUGUCUUCAAAGUUUCAACUUACUGUACAUUACAUUACUGCAAGCAGAGUCUUGCAAAUUUUCAGUGAAGCCUUAAGAGUCUAGACUUGAUCUGCAUUAUGGAUUUAUAAAAAUGCAUGUGUGUCAAUGAAGUUCUCUAUUGUAAAUAAAUUUUAGUUUAAAAUCA
Molecule: messenger RNA, 1479 nt
Organism: Chiloscyllium plagiosum (whitespotted bambooshark)
Lineage: Eukaryota; Metazoa; Chordata; Chondrichthyes; Orectolobiformes; Hemiscylliidae
Source: RefSeq, a predicted model, not a curated record